Hydra vulgaris (swiftwater hydra) is the source of this 1210-nucleotide messenger RNA. RefSeq lists its product as uncharacterized. Gene Ontology annotation, biological process: peptidyl-proline hydroxylation to 4-hydroxy-L-proline. The record is from RefSeq and is a predicted model, not a curated record. Gene Ontology annotation, cellular component: endoplasmic reticulum. NCBI's taxonomy places the organism in Eukaryota, Metazoa, Cnidaria, Hydrozoa, Anthoathecata, Hydridae. Gene Ontology annotation, molecular function: L-ascorbic acid binding; procollagen-proline 4-dioxygenase activity; iron ion binding.
UUUUUUUUUUUAAAUUUCAAACUUAAUUUUAAAAAUGGCGAAUAUCCGUAAAAAAAAAUCCCAAAAAGUUAAAGAUGAAGAGAAGAUACCUACUUGUAUACAAUUCAAAUGGUUUUACUUUUGUUUAAUUGGAUUAGCUGCUUUCGGUAUGUCGCGUUUUUUUAUGACGAAUAAUUCAGGAUUGGUGCAUAAUCAACCAAGUAGCGUGACAAAUAAUAGUACACCAAAAAGUUCAAAUUUACUUAAACAAAUCCAAAUGCGAUCCUUAGAGGUUGAUGGAAGAAAUUUGACUCCUAGAGAGGUCCAAAGUAAUAACAAUAAAGUCAAAGUGUUUAUUGUUGACAAUUUUUUGUCCAACUUGGAGUGCGAUGGCAUUUCAAGUGUUCAUCUUAAAGUAAUUAAAAGCGCUGAAGCAUUUCCGCCUAUCUUUUGUUUUUCCGGAAUAAGUUCUUUUAGAAAAUAUUUGCACGAUUCUGGAUAUAAAGCACGUGUUUCAGAGAACGAUUUUACUGAAGGCACCACAUGCAUCAAUGAAACAUUUUCAGAGAAUAUUCGAAGAAAAUUUAAAUACAGUUAUAGUACUUCGUUCUAUAAUGGUGAAAGUGAAUUUUCACACAGCCUUCAAAAAAGAUUAGAAAGUGUUUCAAAUUUGCUGCAAACCCACGGUGGAAAAUAUCAAGUGACGUCAUAUCCAGAAGGAGUUGGCUAUAAAAGUCAUACUGAUUGCAGCCUAGACUCCAAACUUUUAAAUGAUCGGUAUGCAACUAUUUUAAUAUACUUGCAAGACGUUAAAGAAGGGGGAGAAACAGUUUUUUCAAAACUAGGAAUUAAAAUAAAACCAAAAAAAGGAAGUCUAGUUAUUUGGAACAACAUGGAUGACUUAGGAAAUUGCUUGCUGUUAUCUACCCAUGAAGCUUCUAAAGUUAUAAAAGGAAAAAAGUAUAUCCUUCAAAGAUGGUAUUACUACAAAAGAUUCGAAUCUCUUGGGUUAAGAUUACCUGAACCAAGGCUGCCUAAUCGCAAAAUUGGUCAGCCUCGCAUAACAUGUGACCACUAUGAAGAAGGAUCGUGUAGAUGGUACGACGAGUGGGACUAUCAGCAUUUAAUUCAGCACCCCAAAAUUUAGCAUUCUGUAAGCAGUUACUUAGUGAGUUAAAACCUUUUGUAAUAAUAUAGUGAACCAUAAAACUAUCUUUAUAACUCAUUGUAA